Molecule: messenger RNA, 495 nt
Organism: Seriola dumerili (greater amberjack)
Lineage: Eukaryota; Metazoa; Chordata; Actinopteri; Carangiformes; Carangidae
Gene: pfdn1
Product: prefoldin subunit 1
Exons: 4
Coding region: 61-429 (122 amino acids)
Biological process (GO): protein folding
Cellular component (GO): cytoplasm; prefoldin complex
Molecular function (GO): protein folding chaperone
Source: RefSeq, a predicted model, not a curated record
GAAGAUCGUGCCUGCACAUGCGCAGUCUGUACACGUGGAUACGGUCCAGUGUUGGUGAAGAUGGCUGCGCCCAUAGACCUGGAGCUGAAGAAGGCAUUCUCGGAGCUGCAGGUGAAGAUGAUCGACACGCAGCAGAAGGUCAAGCUGGCCGACCUGCAGAUCGAUCAGCUGACCCGAGUCCAGAAACACGCUAAGCUAACUCACGCUGAGAUCACCACGCUGCCCGACAACACGAGACUCUACGAGGGAGUCGGACGCAUGUUCAUUCUUCAGUCAAAGGAGGAGAUCAAUAAUCAGCUGAUGGAUAAACAGAAAACAGCUGACGAGAAGAUCAAAGAGCUCGAGCAGAAGAAGGUGUACCUUGAACGCAGCGUGAAAGAAGCUGAAGACAACAUCAGAGAGAUGCUGCUGUCCAGAAGAGCUCAGUGAUCAAUAAUCAAUAAUGUCAUAGUGACUUCCUGUUUCUUGUGUAUGUUAGUUGUUCAUAUUAAAAUG